Messenger RNA from Bactrocera oleae (olive fruit fly), 4916 nucleotides. It is a transcript of the gene Ube3a, whose product is annotated as ubiquitin protein ligase E3A. Lineage: Eukaryota; Metazoa; Arthropoda; Insecta; Diptera; Tephritidae. The record is from RefSeq and is a predicted model, not a curated record. Gene Ontology annotation, biological process: ubiquitin-dependent protein catabolic process; protein polyubiquitination. Gene Ontology annotation, molecular function: ubiquitin protein ligase activity.
GUUCGUUUUCGGUGUUUUUUCAUAUUUUGACAAAUAAAAUAACAGUAUGGGUAGUAUUAAAAAGUACAAUAUUGCAAGGUUGAUAAAGUAGAGUAGUACCUAAAAUGAUAACACAUUGCUGUUGUUUAGUUUUGAAUUAUAAAAAUUAUAUGCAUGGUAUUAUUUCUGAAACUUUUACAUAAAUGUGUUACAAAUUACAAAAAUAUUAGUUAGAAAAAACAGAGAACGUUCUCAGUUAAAAAUUUGAUUGUUUACCUUGAUUCCGAGACUUCGCAUGCAACCCUGUUUGAAUGAGUUUUAGAAUUUUUUUGGCAGUUGUGUUAGCAACAAGGAGACUAUUUCUUAAACAUUUUUCUUCCACAGCUUUCUUUACAACAUUUGCAUUAAAAGAAAGUUUAAAUCAUUAUAAAUAAACUAAAGCAUAUACAAUUUAUUUAUUAACAAAAAUAAUAUUCAAUAUAUUGUGAACAAGAAUUCCGCAAACUAAUAAAUUUGUGAAAAAUUUUGCGAAAAUUGGCGAAGACGACAGGAACAAUCGAUUUUUUUUUGUGUUGACAGUUCCUUUUAGUAGGAACAGUGUAGCAGGUAACAGCCUGUGAGCAUUCAGGCAAAAUAAUAAUUCACCGAAUGUCCUUUUAACCAAAGCUCCAUUUCAAAGCAAAGUUAAGUAGUUCGGCUAAAAAGCCUGAAUACCGCAUCGUACCUUUUCUUUGUUUAACUACAGGAUAAUAUUCAAUAUUAUUAAACUGAAAUAAGAAAGAAAAUAUUUUUGGAGCGAAACACUGGGUGUAUAACGCCACUUGAUGAACGCUGAGAAAGAGAAGCAACAAGCCAUUGGCGACGAUACUUCAAGCAUCCAUGAAGAUUCACCAACUGCAAGCCAUAUCGUCUCUAAUAGUUCAACAAGCAACAAUCAACAAGAACACGAGCAACAACAACCGCAACAAACGAUACAACACACCCGCACCACCAAUCCAGAUAUGAAAAGAUCUGCUGUCAAAGAACUUAUUGAGCGCUAUUUUUAUCAGCUUCAGCGUGGAUGUGGGAAUCCAAAAUGUUCAAAUCAAAACUGUGCUUCUAGUGGUCAGGUUGCGCCAAUGAAUCCAAACGAAAUUGCAGCACGCGCCAUUCAACUUUUUUCACAGGACGCAAAACUAUGCGAUUUCUACAGUCAACCACCGAAGGUGCCGCGCACACAAAAUGACUCACCGUCGAGUUCACAUUCGGCAAGCUCUGCGGCUACAACACCCAGCAUUCAAGACUCAGAAAUGCUUUCGCCUAACGAUAGCAGCACCAGCAGCACAAGUAGCACUACAAGCACAAGUAGUAGCAGCGGUAAUAGCACCAUUACCUCUGGCAGUGCCAGUGUGCGCAGUCAUACCAGCCAACAAAGCAAUAUGAGUAAUAUCGCUAAGGCUGUUCGUAAUAGUGCUGGUGGCGAUGGCGGUGGAGGAGGGGAUGCAGAUGUGGCCGGUGCUUCUUCAUCUGCACCUGCCUUUACUUCACAGAGUCGCGGUAAUUCUAAUAGAAUUACUGAAAACAAUUCAACUGCGGCUGACGACGAAAUGUGUCAACUGGAAAUUCUUUGUAAUGCAGCUGAAGCUGCUGAAAUGGCGAUCGAUGAUAACGAUAUUUUAAAAACACAAACUUCGAAUGCAUCCACAGAGGGAGAUAUGGAUGUCAGUGCGCCAGCGGCGCGUACAAUUUCUGGACCACCUACACCAACAUUCGCACCUGUGCCAUACCUUAACGAGGCACUGAUCGAUGAAUUAUUGGAUGAAGGCAAAAAGUUUAAUACAUACGAUAGACUUUUACAUGCCAUAAACGAAGUUUACCCACACAUUGAUCGGCUUAGUAAGAGUUUUCGUAGGCCAACUCUUACUGUUAUGCCCACUCAGUUAACAUCUAGUGCGACAGCUACAAAACUGCAAGAAUUACUGGGUAAAUCACCGACUGAUCUAAAGAAAGAGGACUUACGUACACUUGAGGGUGAAACUGAUAAAGAUGAGGAUAGUACAUGUGUUUCGGCCGAAGAUGAUCCCGCGAACAGUGAACAACAAGUACCACAAGUGUCUAUCGAUUGCGAUGAUGUGCCAAUGGAUGAAGAUGGCGCUUCUGAUGGGUUUUCAACAGCAGCAGCUGCAGCAAACACAGCUGGUGACAACGAGAUAGAUGUACAGUCAAAUAGCAAUGAAACAUUGGUAGACUUGGAGAGUUUGCGACGUGUAAAAAAGAAAUUGUUUGCUUUGAAUAAUACGAGCAUUGGUGAGGCGUUAAAUAGCAACAUAAUACUGCUGGCAGAAAGUAUACGCUAUGGACGUGAAACUGACUGGGAGAAAGUGCUACAUUGUCUGGUUAUUUGCUUUGAUAUGGCGACAAAUACUUCUAAUAGUUUCGCUGAUUUGGAAUAUUUGGAACGUUCGUUGCCCAAGCUUUGUCAUGCUACACGUAUAUUACCAGUUGCCGCUCAGGCGCGUUUGGGUCGCAUAUGGGCGGCGCAUUGUAAAGAUCAAAUGCAAUCGCUGGUACAGUGUUGUCAACAAUUGAUUACCUUACAGGUAAUACUUGAUGAAGAUACAGUACAGGAAAAUACUGAUGUGAUUGCGGUAACGCGUGUACUCAAGAUUGCUUUCUACGCCAAUAUCUUAGCCGGCGAGCUGGAUACCAGCUCAAUUAAUGCUCAUAGUCAAUCGGCUAGCAGCGCCGAUGUCGACACAUCUUCUAAUGCGGAUACUACCAACGAUGAUGAUGAUAUCUUCUUCUAUACUCAAGUACCUAAACCGCAUUAUCCGAAGUUUGCGGAAGACGAGCUAGAGAAAGAGUUGGGUAUAUCGAGUAUGGACUGUCGAGUGCCGUUGGUGCCAUUUGAAGAGUUCUACAAUGAACCGCUAAGCGAUGCCAUACAAAUGGAUCGCGAUUAUUUAUCAUAUAGAAAUAUGAUUUUAUCACUAAAUCCCAGUGGCGACGAUUUACACUUUUCCUUUAUGUUGUAUUCGUUUAUCUUAACACCCGCGACAAAAGUUAUUGCGCUUUACUACGAUAGCCGCAUACGCAUGUAUAGUGAGCGCAAUUCAUCGCUAUAUUCCUUAUUGAACUCAUUUUCUGAUGGCAAUGAGGUUGGCGCACGACCUGACUUGAAACUGAAAGUACGACGUGAUAAUAUUAUAGACGAUGCACUCAUUGGGCUUGAGCUUGUGGCUAUGAGCAAUCCGAAAGACUUAAAGAAGCAGCUAGUAGUUGAGUUCGUUGGUGAACAGGGCAUCGAUGAAGGUGGUGUUUCCAAAGAAUUUUUCCAGUUGAUUAUUGAAGAGAUUUUCAAUCCCGACUAUGGCAUGUUUGUGCAUCAGGAGGAUACCAACACUGUGUGGUUUAAUUCAGCACCAUUUGAGAAUGAAGCUCAGUUUACGCUGAUUGGCAUUAUAUUAGGUUUAGCAAUUUACAAUAACAUCAUACUGGCUGUGAAUUUUCCCAUGGUCGUCUAUCGUAAAUUAAUGGGCGGCGUUGGUACAUUUUACGAUUUGAAAUAUUGGAAUCCAACAUUGUAUAGAAGUCUGAAAUCGUUACUCGACUAUCAGGAGGCCGAUAUGGAAGAAGUUUUUAUGCAAACAUUUAAAAUUAGCUAUAACGAUGUGUUUGGUGAAGUUGUCGAUCAUGAGUUGAAACCCGGCGGUGGUGACAUAGUAGUUGGUCAACAGAAUAAGCUAGAGUUCGUCGAUAUGUAUAGUGAUUAUUUGCUCAACAAGAGCAUUGAACGACAAUUUAGGGCUUUCAAGAAAGGUUUCGAAAUGGUAACAGAUGAGUCGCCAUUAAAAUUACUGUUUCGGCCAGAAGAAAUUGAGUUACUCGUAUGCGGUAGUAGGAAAUUCGACUUUGUUGAACUGGAAAAAUCCACUGAAUACGAGGGUGGUUACACAAAGGACUCGCAAGUAAUCAAAGACUUUUGGAGUGUUGUACAUUCUAUGCCCGAGGAGUCUAAGCGCAAAUUACUCGAAUUCACAACUGGCUCGGAUCGUGUGCCUGUCGGCGGUCUAAGUCGCCUGAAACUACUAAUAACACGUCACGGUCCCGACAGCGAUCGCCUGCCCACCUCGCAUACAUGCUUUAAUGUGUUAUUGCUGCCAGAAUACAGCGCUCGUGAGAAGUUGGAGGAACGUCUACUAAAGGCGAUAAACUAUUCAAAAGGUUUUGGCAUGUUAUAAAUUGCUGCUUUCAAAUAACUAUAUUCCUAUAUACGUGAGUACUGAACGACACCAAAUGGAGAUGCUACAGCAAAACGAAAGCGGGAAUAUACGUGUAAUGAGAAAUACAAGCGCAACGAAUGUUGUUUUAACUAGUUCUCUUUUAUCAUUCUCGUUUCUUAUUUUUUGUUUAUUUCUUUUUGAAGGAUAUGUUUUACAAAUAAUUGAUUUUUUGGUCUCUACGACAGCUACUGAAGACUUGUCUUUAUUUCAAGUAUAUAUAUUUUUGGUUCGUUUACAACAAACCUACAUAUGAAUACAUAUAUACAUACAUGCAUACAUAUAAAUGUAAAAGACAUUUCUUUAAACGAAGCGAGCAGUGAAUUAAUAAUUUACAAAAUCUUGAAGCUUCCUUACAUAUGUGCGCUGGUAGAAAAAAGCGCUAAUAAUUUAAUUUUUACUCUUUCAAAAGCAUAUAUAUAUUUUACUUGCAAGUUAAAUAAUAUAUAAACUUAAAGAAUUCAAUUUAUUUUUGCAUAAUUUUCUCAAUGUAACAUUGAGUACAUCUAAUAAGAAACAUAAAUAAUUUUAUAUACAUAAUAAUAAUUUUAAUAAAAACAACACGAGUGCCACCCAAAACAGUUCACUCACCACGAUAUAAUUCGUAACAACAAGAACAACAUACAUACAUUUAUUUUCGUUUGUAUAUGUAUAUAUAAAAGAAAGUUUAUUUUUAAA